Messenger RNA from Funneliformis mosseae, 721 nucleotides. The record is from the annotation of a GenBank genome assembly. Lineage: Eukaryota; Fungi; Glomeromycota; Glomeromycetes; Glomerales; Glomeraceae.
CUUUUUUGUGAGAUAUGAUUCCUUGGGUGUAGCUGAUGGAGUUGGUGGUUGGCGUAACGUUGCUCCUUUACUUGCGGAUUCAGCUUUAUAUUCUCGUAAAUUGAUGCAUUAUUCUUUUGCAGAACUUGAAAGGUAUGAUAAUAUUGAUGAUGAGAAAUAUUAUCAUUAUAACGAAGUUAAUCCUGUUGAUAUAUUACAAACAAGUUAUGAUCAAGUUGUUAAAGAUUCUACAUUAAAGGGAAUCAUUGGAUCAUCAACAGCAUUAAUUGCAGUAUUACGAGAAGAUGAAUUAAGGAUAGCCAAUUUAGGAGAUUGUGGUAUAGGCGUGAUUCGUUAUAAUGAUUUUAUAUUUCAAACUGAAGAACAGCAACAUUCUUUCAAUUAUCCUUACCAAUUAGGAACAAGUUCAUAUGAUACUCCUCAAGAUUCACAACAAUUCACUGUUAAAAUUCAACAUGGUGAUAUAAUUAUCAUGGGUAGCGAUGGUAUUUUUGAUAAUUUAUUUGAAGAAGAUAUACUUGAAGAAAUUACACAAUUCUUUUGUCAAAGACAAAGUGGUUUAAAGGUUGAUCCUCAAAUUAUAAGUGAUACUUUGGCUUGGAAAGCAAAAAAUGCAAGUAAAGAUAUUAAUGUUCCUUCUCCUUUUCAAUCUCGUGCUAUGCAAGAAGGUUUAUAUUACUCAGGAGGUAAAAGAGAUGAUGUUAGUGUGUUGGUUGCAGUA